CAUGAAACCGCUUCUGUUGAAAUGUUUGAGCACCUGAUCACUUCCAAUCAGCUAGAAGAAGUCAUGAAGUCCUAUGGUCUUGUUCUGGAAGAAGAUAUGAUCUUCAUCAAGGAACAGAUAGCGGGGCCUGUAGAUGAAACUGCUUGUGAGGAAUCGUGGCCCUACCGUGGUCGACAGAAGGAGAAGAGUUUCCUCUAUGAGAUAGUAGCUAACAAAAAAAAUGGCAUUGACGUUGACAAAUGGGAUUAUUUUGCAAGGGAUUGCCAUCACCUCGGAAUCCAGAAUAAUUUUGAUUAUAAGCGAUUGCUUAAGUUCACGCGGGUCUGUGAAGCAGACAGCCAGAAGCACAUCUGUGCCCGUGACAAGGAAGCUGGAAAUUUGUAUGAUAUGUUCCACACUCGGCACUGGCUGCACCGGCGAGCAUACCAGCAUAAGACUGGCAACAUCAUUGAAAUAAUGAUUACAGAAGCCUUUCAAAAAGCAGACAAAUUUUUUAAAAUAGAAGGCUCUGGGGGAAAGUUCUACCAGAUUUCUACAGCAAUGGAGGACAUGGAAGCCUACACUAAGCUAACUGAUAACAUCUACCUGGAAAUUCUGCACUCGAGUAGUCCAGAACUGAAGGAGGCUCGAGAAAUUUUGCGUAAAAUAGAACGGCGUGAAUUAUACAAGUUUUUAGGAGAGACUCGACCUGAAGCAGUGAGGACAAUCAUGAAGGAAAACACUAAUAACCUGGCAGAAAGCUUUGCUAAUUCCAAGCCAAUAAAGGAUCCUCCAGCUGUGGAGCUGAAGGCUGAAGAUUUCGUAAUUGAUAUUAUCAAUAUGGAUUAUGGAAUGAAAGAGCAGAAUCCCAUCGAUAAUGUUCUCUUCUAUUGCAAGGCUGAUCCUUCCAAGGCAAUCAGGAUCAUUAAGGAACAGGUUUCAAAGCUUUUACCCACAACGUUUGCAGAGCAGGUGAUCCGGGUUUACUGCAAAAGUCAGGAUCCAGACAUUGUUUCAGCUGCAAAGCAGUAUUUAAUUCAGUGGUGUAUGAAGAACGAUUUCACCAAACCGCAGGACGGUGAUGUGGUUGCCCCUCAUCUAACUCCGAUGAAGAAAAGCUGGAACGAAACCAGAAAUGAGCACCACAGGAGAGCUUCUGAACCCACCUGCAAGCACAGGCUGCCUUUCGAUGAGUAG
Apaloderma vittatum (bar-tailed trogon) is the source of this 1176-nucleotide messenger RNA. RefSeq names its product SAM domain and HD domain 1 (gene SAMHD1). Gene Ontology annotation, molecular function: dGTPase activity. Lineage: Eukaryota; Metazoa; Chordata; Aves; Trogoniformes; Trogonidae. The annotation marks the transcript as partial. The record is from RefSeq and is a predicted model, not a curated record. The transcript has 11 exons. Gene Ontology annotation, biological process: dGTP catabolic process; defense response to virus; regulation of innate immune response. Gene Ontology annotation, cellular component: nucleus.